Messenger RNA from Emericellopsis cladophorae, 1071 nucleotides. RefSeq lists its product as uncharacterized. NCBI's taxonomy places the organism in Eukaryota, Fungi, Ascomycota, Sordariomycetes, Hypocreales, Bionectriaceae. Gene Ontology annotation, cellular component: mitochondrion. The record is from RefSeq and is a predicted model, not a curated record. The transcript is spliced from 3 exons. The coding region runs from base 1 to 1071 and encodes 356 amino acids.
AUGAGCCCCACAUUACGAGGCCCCUUCCUCGCGACGCGCGCCAUCUCGACGACCCCUUUCCCCCGGGCUCUCUACAAGACACGCGAUGGGACCAAAGUAGCCCCUACCAUCCCGGAGAGCCAAGCCGUGGAAAGCGAGUACAGCCCCUCUGAAGAAGAGAUUGAUGCUCUUCGCGUGCAAGAAGAGGAGUCUCCCGACUCUGGGCUUGCCGUCCCCAGACAGUUGGUCGAGACCCCCGCGGAGCGGGAAGCGAAGGCUCUGCACCCCGAGUACGAGCCAGCUCGAUCUCUGCAAGAGCUCGAGACCUUGCCAGGUGUGGAGAAUUGGUGGGAGAAGGAGGAGCACUGGGGACCGGAGAGCCAGUUCAAGGGCUUCGCCCGUACCGGCACGCAGGUCCAGCAGGCGGAGCCCGUCAUUGAAGUGUACCUGAGGCGGGCGCUGGUCGAGGUGCUUGCGCUGAAACAGGCUGGGAAAUGGGACGAGUGGGCGACAAAGGCCUGGCCGAGGCGAGGCGAUGACCAGUUCCGCGCGACGCUGGAGAUGGACAUCACCGAGUCAGGCGAGCUGAAGCAGGAUGCUUCGCACAUUGUCGCGGAGCUCACGAACGAGGAGUUGGAUUCGCCGUCCGAGGGUAUCUCAGAGAGCGAAGGGCAGGAGAUCCUGGCAGAGAGGCAAUGGGGCUCGUCAUGGACCCAGAUCCCCCUCGACGCAGCCACCAAAUUUGCACUUCGUAAACGAGUCUACCAGUUCAGCGGCUACCUGAUCCCCGAUUCCCGCCUCGGCGCCGCGCACAACGUCGGCCAUCUCCUGGCUCUCGGUUGCAAGAAACCCAAGCCUGCCCACCUGGCCUCGAUCCUUGAACAAGAGGGCGCCUACGACGCACUGUCCAACGUCAAGGCGCACGCGCAGAAGAUCAGCUUUGUGGAGAAGGAGAAGAGCAUCGGUCGCUGGAAGGUGAUUGAGGAGGAGCUCAAGGCGCGCGGGCUGCCUGUGCUCGGGGCGAACGACGCCGCACCGAAACACAAGGAGCAGAGGUGGAUCAUUAGCACAUUCCGUAACGUAAAGAGGUAA